AGGCUCGCGCGUAGUGUAGCGAUCGUUGUUUGCCGCAUUCACUCCUAGGGAUCCUCCACACCUAACGGCGGUUUGUCUGGUGAGCCGUCGCAAGGUCUUUCCCUUGGGGGAAUCGGGUUACUGUCUCAAAUUUCUCUCCGGGGUUACCCCCGACUCACCUUGGUGCUUGCGCUCUUACCACCGCACGACCAGACCGCGACAAGAGCGCAUAAACACAACAGGAGAGAUUGGGAGAGACACUCACACACACACAAACACACGCACAAGUCAUUUAUUUGACAAGCGCGAGACAGGGGUAGCCGUCAUUCCAGCACAGCACGCUGACCUCGCUGUAGGGUCACCCGACAGCCCCGCUAGUUUCCCCGGUGCUAGCUCGGCGUGUGUAUAGCGUGACUCGAUCAGAAACCCAGCUGCAGUGUACGGGAGAUGGCAAGUACAGACCAGACGACUAGCUGUGACUUCGAGACGGAUGCCGCUCUAGCCAUGGAAUACAUUCAGGAUUUCGACCUGUUGCCGUUGGCUCUUGAACACAUCGAGGUAAAGCGAGAGGAUCAGGUUAACUCUCUGGGAACGUCCUGCUUACUCCAGGGCCAAGGUACCGGGACGACUACCGCAGCACCGAGCAGCGGUAACUCCGGUACCGGGCCUGCCAAGCGUCGCUCCCCACCGACCAACCUACCCAAUCUCGGCACGGGAUUGUUGACUCCGCUAGUUGAGUCCCCGUGCGUUGAUGUACCUCAAUCACCGGACGAUCUGGGGUUAAUACCCAGCCCGGUGGAUAUGGAGUACAAACCAAGCCUUGAUGAGCUCUAUUGGAUGUCCAGCAUCCAGUCUCUAACGACCAUAAAUAACUUACAGCUGAUGUCUCCGGUCUACAGUACUAGCGAUACAGGUGAGUUACCCACUACACUCACCUGUCCCUCUGACCUCGACUACGACAAGUUUUCGGACUGUUCGGGAAUUCAGCCGCGCGAUGACGAUGAAGAGGAGGAGGAAGAAGAAGAUGAUGAAGAUGAGGAUAGUAUCUCAUCCUCGGCUGAUUCAGACAGUACCGACCCAGGCGCACCCGCCGUGACCAAGCCGACUAAAGACAUAUUUUCCUUGUACCGCGACGACGAGCUAGUUCGCCUCACCGUGAGGGAACUAAAUCGUCAGCUCCGAGGCUACAAGAAAGAGGACGUUGUAAAGCUGAAGCAGAAACGAAGGACACUCAAGAACAGAGGCUACGCCCAAUGCUGCCGCACCAAGCGUCUCAAGCAGCGAAUGGAUCUCGAACACAGUCAACUGUACCUUCACACCGAGGUGACACGGCUCAAGAAAGAGCUGGAGCGAGUUCAGAACGAACGAGACAAGUAUCGUAAAGAACUCGAACUGGUGAAGAAUUCCCGCCGACCCCGAGCCGUUAGUUUGCCGAGUAGUCCCGAAUCGCCCGAGUACUUCAUGUAAACUUUUGACCACCACCACUUUGCAGCUAAAACGAGCAGCUUUUUUGGCCAAGUUCCAGUCUUGUCUUACAGUACUAAAUGGAACCACAUGGGACAGUGAACUUUACCAGAUGCGAGUUCAUCUUAAACCUGAGGUAAACAUGGUAAACUACACAUUGAACGUCAAAGUAAAAGUAAAUGCUAUCGAGAAGGCUUAAAUAGCAAUCUUGAAUUGUAAUCUAUUAAUGGUACUAAAUUACGAAUUGAUGUUUUCGUGAACUUACAAAUGCAAAAACCGACCAGAAGUUAAAACCGUUUAUUAUCAAAUUAUCAGUCUUCAACGAACCGGUCCUGUUCUGGUCGAUAUCAAAUCAUUCAAUAUUUGCAAUUUAAGCCUUCUACUUUUAUGUACUUUGAGAACGAAUCUACAUUGUACUCAAUAUUAUUGGACCAAACCCUGACGUGUAACUAUGUGGAAUGUAGUCACUGUACACAUGUUAUCAUUAUGCAAUUUUUGUGAUACGUACAUGACAAACAGAUGAGAAAAACCUUGUAUAGAGUCAAACACUAAAGUUUAAGCUUGUGGCGAUCUCGGACGAAUGUAAAGUACUGCAAAGUUUGUCUACAUGUCGCUAUUAGCUGUGUACUACGUAUGCGAGCUUUGCAUCAAUUUGUAAGCUUUACGCGCCCUUAAUGUAAAGAAUCUUGCCGAUUUUGUUAUCAGAAGAGAAAAAAAAGAAAAAAAGUUAUAUUUUUGUAUAGAAUACCAAGGCCUUGGUGCCCUAGGUAUCUGACAGAAAUCUGGAAAAAACUACCAAUUUUGUCAGUCGGAACAACGGGUAACUAUUGAAACGAAACAAGUUAAGAAACAGUCGUAUUUGUUUAACACCACAAUACGCAAAGAUAAGCAAGAGCAAAAAGAAGUAAAGAAGAAAAAAAAACUAAAAACAACCAAGAAUAUGAAAAAAUAAAAAAAAAGUUAUAUAUGCAGUUUGAUUGAAUAUCACGAAAGUGGUUCAUUCAAGCUUUAUAUAUUACCAAAAAAAAUACGAAAAAAUAAAAAAAGCUAAAAAAAAAAAAAAACUACCGGAGCAUAGCCUGAUGCGGAAAUAUUGUGGAGGUAUUUCUGCUCGGCAGGAGCUCCGGUAAUCUAUGACGUCACACUUACGUCACCACGCGAGUGAGUGACAGAAAGUAAGACAAAAGGAAUGAGCGAUAACAGUUGCGCUCAACCAAGUUUGUAAAGAAAACAACUUUACGUGCUGUAAAAAGCCGAAUGCCAAAAACGAAUGUGUGGUUUGUUGAAAGACGAAUGGCAUCACGUUCAAUUGAAUAUGCAUGCUUAGCGGACCAACCAGAAACUAGAUGGGCGGGGCUUAGUUGGAUCUUGAAUAUUGGGUGCAAAAAUGAUAACAUUUGUAGUAAUGUGUGUAAAAUGCCUAAAAAUGUGUGAGCUGAGAGCAUAUUUUGACCAAGUGAGAACUUGUUUUAACAAACAGCCUCAUGCAAAUUUGGUGGUCGUUGAUUUUUUGGGGAGGUCCUUUAAUGUGUGCCACGUGACCUUAUCCCCGCCCACUCUGGAUACGCGCUGCAUAUUCAUGAAUAUUUUGUUCGUUGCAAGCUCAUGUUUUGUGGAACAUGUAUGAUGUAGUAAAAAUAUGUGAAUGGAAUAUGUGAAACGAAAUUAUUUGCAGUUUAUUUGAUGUUAACAUCACUGUUUGGGCGUUUUGCGAAGAACGUUGGUUAAUUGUUUUCUUGAACUGUGAAUAUGUUCUGCAGAUGAUGUUUUAUCGAGUUUUACGGAGUUCCAUUUUUUUAAGCGCCAUAAUUACAUUGUAUGUGACCUAAAACAGAUUCAUGAAUAACCAGUCUGUAAUGUUUUAAGAAUAACGAACAUGUAAUUUUUUUUUUACAUGAUACCCAAUUGUAAAAAUAUAGAACUGUCUGAACAAAAAUGAUGUGUACUUUUUUUAUUGGACGGAAUGUUCAAAAUGCAUUGUGAAUAGAAAAUGGCUUUUUAUACACAGAAAAUAUUUCGAAGUUAUGUAUCCUUGUUACGAAAAAUUGUUAUGAAAAAUUGUGUAAUAUUACUUGAAAAGCUGCGGAAUCCGAUGUCUUUGUUUUUGUUUUAUAAAUAGAUCACAAAUAUAGCGCCCUCUCUUGGUUUCAUUGCGCAAGUGGCAGUCGAGAAAUGCACACAAGGUUUGUUUUCUAUGCAGCGUGUACAGGAUUUUUAAAGUUUAUUUUGGUUUUUGUCAACAACAAUUGAACUACCACUUUGUUAAAAGUAAAUUUUUCCCCUGAAGAUUUAUGAGUUGGAGCAAUACAAGUAACACUAUUUAACAUCCAAACAAGUAUAUUUUUAGCCUGCCACUCUCUGGCUGCAACCAAAAGAGGGCGUUCUUAAUGAGAACAAUGGUGAACCGAUUACAGAGAGGUGACAUUUUAACGUGACAUUUAAUCCGCCGAACCUGUGUUUCCUCUUAACCAGGUGAAGGCGACACCGAUUGUUGUGCUCAAAUUUCUGACCAAAUAUGGUUUGAGUGGGAGUUAUUUUUAUAUCCAAUUUGUCAGACAGACAAAAUGACACCAAUAAAUGCUGUGAAAUAUAGUUACCAUUGUUUAUUUGGUAACCAUGCCAACAGCAAUUCAAUCAUGAAUGAGUCGAAGUUGAAAGUGGCGAGGUGUAAACCACGAAAAGACGAAAGAAUGAUGAUGAGUGACAACAUGCUGAUCAUUAUUGACGAAAAACGACAUUUUUCUUCCGAUUAUGACAUUCCGUGAUCAUUCCAUUCAUACAUAUCCGAGGCAUUGGCAAGUUCCGAUUAUUUUUCCUUUGCCUGAUAGCUGAUAUGAAGAAUUGUAUUCAGAAGACGAACAAAACUGAGUGCAGAAACUGCCAAUUUGAGCCUCAAAACCUCAAAGUUGUCUGACGUUGUAUUUAAUAAGUGUCCUCAUGUGUGCAUUGUGAUCUUAACACUGCAGAAGUCUGGUUCCCAGACAACGCUGCUAUUUGCAAUGUCAGAUGUAAUGUGACUAUGAUUGUACAUUUUCUGUAAAAUUAAUAGAUGAAUAUCGAAUCUUUAAUACAAAUCGACUGUGUAAAAGUAGUUUUAGUAGAAGUAGCGUAUUUCUGUAGUCUAAACGAAAUUUUGGAGGAGUACUGGCUGGACUUAGCAUCAUGUUUUCUAAGUAACGUUCAUGGUGUUUCAUGUACAUGUAUAUUCUGCUUUAUUUUGUUUGAGGAUCGAUUAAUGAGCUGACGAUUAAGGUUUCGUUUUAUUUGCUGCAAGCUUAUGUUUAUGUUUGAGGCAAUUAUGCUGAAUGGUUUUCUUGCAACCUCGAUUCUUUGUCUUGGGAUCAGAAAAUAAAGUUUUUUCCUGCCUUUUUUCGGAAAGCAUACACACUUACUGUGGAAUGUAUUGAUGCUUGUGAUUUUUACUGGUUAUAGACUAAAACUAAAAUAAA
This is a messenger RNA of Patiria miniata (bat star), 4892 nucleotides long. Its product is annotated as transcription factor MafB-like. Gene Ontology annotation, cellular component: nucleus. NCBI's taxonomy places the organism in Eukaryota, Metazoa, Echinodermata, Asteroidea, Valvatida, Asterinidae. The transcript has a single exon. Gene Ontology annotation, molecular function: DNA-binding transcription factor activity, RNA polymerase II-specific; RNA polymerase II cis-regulatory region sequence-specific DNA binding. Gene Ontology annotation, biological process: regulation of transcription by RNA polymerase II. The record is from RefSeq and is a predicted model, not a curated record. Bases 427 to 1446 code for a protein of 339 amino acids.